GGCGUGAAGGAGGCGGAGACCGCGGUGGGGCCACUCCAGCCGACUCCGGAACCCGGAGAGCGGGGAGCUGCGUCUAGAGCACUUCCGCUCCCGGGCCGGAAGUGCGCGUCAAGGUUUGGGCUGCUGACUAGCCGGCAACAUGGUGGCUCCAUCGCUGGAGACUUCUCACGUGUUUUGCUGCCCCAACCGGGUGCGGGGAGCUCUGAGCUGGAGCUCGGGGCCCGGAGGACUUCUGGCCUUCGGCACUUCUUGUUCCGUGGUUCUCUAUGAUCCUCAGAAAAGGACUGUAAUUACCAACCUGAAUGGUCACACUGCUCGAGUCAAUUGUGUACAGUGGAUCUGUAAAUUGGAUGGCUCUCCUUGCACUGAAUUAGUUUCUGGAGGAUCUGAUAAUCAAGUGAUUCACUGGGAGAUAGAGAAUAACCAGCUUUUAAAUGCAGUGUGUCUCAAAGGCCACGAAGGACCUGUGUAUGCAGUGCAUGCUGUUCACCAGAAGAGGGCAUCUGACAUCGCUUUAUAUACACUGAUAGUUUCUGCAGCUUCAGAUUCUACAGUUAGAGUCUGGUUUAAAAAGGCUUCUGAAGUGGCAUGCUUGCAGACCUUGGCUUUUGGUGAUGGAGUCAUUCAUGCUCUGUGUUUAUCUUUUUUGCCUGAGACUGAUGUACCAGUGUUAGCAUGUGGUGAUGAUGACUGCAAAAUUCACUUAUUUGUUCAACGAGAUGACCAGUUUCAGAAGAUGCUUUUUCUCAGUGGACAUGAGGACUGGAUACGAGGCGUGGAAUGGGCAGCCUUUGGUAGAGAUCUUUUCCUAGCAAGUUGUUCACAAGAUUGCUUGAUACGGAUAUGGAAACUGUAUAUAAAAGGAACAUCUUUGGAAACUCAAGAAGAUGGUGACAUAAGACUGAAGGAAAAUACUUUCACUGUAGAAAAUGCAGGUAUUAAAACGGAAUUCGCAGUCACUCUGGAGACUGUAUUGGCUGGUCAUGAAAAUUGGGUAAAUGCAGUUCAUUGGCAACCUUCGUUUUACAAAGAUGGUGUUCUACAACAGCGAAUGAGAUUGUUGUCGGCUUCAAUGGAUAAAACUAUGAUUCUCUGGGCUCCAGAUGAAGACUCUGGUGUUUGGCUAGAACAGGUUCGAGUAGGUGAAGUGGGAGGAAAUACUCUGGGGUUUCAUGACUGCCAGUUCAGUGCAGAUGGUUCCAUGAUCGUCGCUCAUGCUUUCCAUGGAGCUCUGCACCUCUGGAAACAGAACGCACUUAACCCGAAAGAAUGGACUCCAGAGAUCAUCAUUUCAGGACAUUUUGACGGUGUCCAAGACCUUAUGUGGGACCCUGAAGGAGAAUUUAUCAUCACUGUUGGUACUGACCAGACAACUCGACUCUUUGCUCCUUGGAAGAGAAAAGACCAGUCACAGGUAACUUGGCAUGAAAUUGCAAGACCUCAAAUACAUGGAUAUGACCUGAAAUGUUUGGCAAUGAUUAAUCGAUUUCAGUUUGUAUCUGGAGCAGAUGAAAAAGUUCUUCGAGUAUUUUCUGCACCUCGAAAUUUUGUGGAAAAUUUUUGUGCUAUUACAAACCAGUCAGUGAAUCGUGUGCUUUGUAAUCAAGAGGGCGAUCUUCCAGAAGGAGCUACUGUUCCUGCUUUGGGAUUAUCAAAUAAGGCUGUCUUUCAGGGAGAUAUAGUUUCACAAACUUCUGAUGAAGAGGAGCUGUUAACUAGUACUGGUUUUGAGUAUCACCAAAUGGCCUUUCAACCCUGUACACUUACUGAACCUCCCACUGAGGAUCAUCUUCUACAGAAUACUUUAUGGCCUGAAGUUCAAAAAUUAUAUGGACAUGGUUAUGAAAUGUUUUGUGUUACUUGUAACAAUUCAAAGACUCUGCUUGCUUCAGCUUGUAAGGCAGCUAAGAAAGAGCAUGCAGCUAUCAUUCUUUGGAACACUUCAUCUUGGAAACAAGUCCAGAGUUUAGUUUUUCACAGUUUGACUGUCACACAGAUGGCCUUCUCUCCUAAUGACAAGUUCUUACUGGCUGUUUCCAGAGAUCGAACCUGGUCACUAUGGAAAAGACAGGACACAAACUCACCUGAGUUAGACCCAAUUUUUAUUCUCUUUGCAUUCACCAACAAAGUGACUGCUGUGCACAGUAGAAUAAUUUGGUCUUGUGAUUGGAGUCCUGAUAGCAAGUAUUUCUUCACUGGAAGUCGGGACAGAAAGGUGGUCGUCUGGGGUGACUGCGACUUCAAUGAUGACUCCAUUGAGCACAGCAUUGGCCCCUGCUCCUCUGUUCUGGAUGUGGGUGGAUCUGUGACAGCUGUCAGUGUCUGCUCAGUGCUCAGCCUCUCCCAGCGGUACAUUGUUGCAGUAGGACUAGAACGAGGAAAGAUUUGUUUAUAUACCUGGAAAAAGACUGAUCAAGUUCCCGAAGUAAAUGACUGGAUCCACUGUAUACAAACAAGUCAAAGCCAAAGUCAUGCCCUUGCUAUCAGAAAAUUAUGUUGGAAGCACAUUAGUGAAAAAGCUGAACAUGAUGAAGCAGAAGAUGCUGAGUGGCUACACUUCGCAAGUUGUGGUGAAGACCAUACUGUGAAGAUACACAAAGUUAACAGAUGUGCCUUGUAAAAAGUUUAAUUCUACAAGCAUAUUCCUUGGGGUGGUUAAAUAUUUACUAUGUAAAUAGAUAUUCUUUUUCAGAAUUUCAUUGUUUUGUUUUUAAGUCAUCUGUUAGUUACUUGGGCCACAGACUCUGGCAUCUGAGAUGAAAUCUACAAGCUUUUCUCUCAAAAUUGUUAUUUAUGCUUAUAUUCUCCAGACCUUGCUUAUGUUUUCAGGGAUUCAAACUCAUAUUCAUGUGUUUCAGAUUAAAAAAUCUCUGUUCUUGGGUGAAGGUAGAUAGCAUAAUGGUUAUGCAAGCAGACUCUCAUCCCUGAGCCUCAGAAGUCCUAGGUUCAAUCCCACCACCACCAGAGCUGUGCAGUGCUCUGGUAAAAAACAAAACAAAACAACUCUGUUCUUUUUUCAUGAUGAAAUUGGCUUUGGAAAAGGCCUUAUGCCCUCCUUUGAGACAUUUUGUUAUAUUCCAUCUUCAUUUCAGAGGGAGAACAUAGGAAAUAAAGAGAUAAAAUCCA
This is a messenger RNA of Erinaceus europaeus (western European hedgehog), 3126 nucleotides long. It is a transcript of the gene ELP2, whose product is annotated as elongator acetyltransferase complex subunit 2. Gene Ontology annotation, biological process: tRNA wobble uridine modification. Gene Ontology annotation, molecular function: protein binding. The transcript has 22 exons. The record is from RefSeq and is a predicted model, not a curated record. Gene Ontology annotation, cellular component: elongator holoenzyme complex. Lineage: Eukaryota; Metazoa; Chordata; Mammalia; Eulipotyphla; Erinaceidae. The coding region runs from base 140 to 2620 and encodes 826 amino acids.